AUGAGGCGGCGUCCUCCGACAUGGUUGAGCGCCUCCUCCGCUGAUUCGGGUAAUUUACCAAACAAAACGGAGGAACAGCACCGUGCGGGAUGCGCUCUUCUUACUGGCGGUACCAGGUCCCGGACGCCCAACGAGGCAGUUCUUCGGCCUAGGACGCCCGAUCUUACAGGGAUCUAG
This is a messenger RNA of Fomitiporia mediterranea MF3/22, 177 nucleotides long. RefSeq lists its product as uncharacterized. The record is from RefSeq and is a predicted model, not a curated record. The transcript has 2 exons. The coding region runs from base 1 to 177 and encodes 58 amino acids. Lineage: Eukaryota; Fungi; Basidiomycota; Agaricomycetes; Hymenochaetales; Hymenochaetaceae.